UCCAGCUUAAAACACUCUCUUUUUAUGGUCAAGUGUACCGAAAGCCCGACUCAUUCGCGAAUGAAACUCUCUGGGCUGGAAACUACAUAUUUCAGUUCGCCGUCAGUUGUUUAAUUGUUUGGUUGUGUCGCUAAGCGUCUCCGUCUCCACGACAACGCCAGCCCCAAGUAUCAACAAUUGUGUUGGCCAAUUUGAGGAGACAAUGAAAACCGAAUCAACGCGAAUUGACCGUUUUUGAGUUCUUUUGUUUCGUCGGACUUUGCAAACCCAUCCGAAGUGCAUCGGUGUGUGACUGAAAUCCAAGCUGAAAUUGAAAUCAAACCAAAGAUUCAUACAUAAUGGCUUCGGGUUUGGAGCGGGUAAACGAAAACGAAAUGAAAGCCAUGGAUGCCAAUCGCUAUGCCACCAAGAAGACGAUUGCCCAGGGUAUGCUGGAUAUAGCCCUGUUGACCGCCAACGCCUCCCAGCUGAAGUACAUCCUCCAAGUGGGCGAGCAGCACCAGUUCUACAAACUCAUGCUGAUCCUGAUCAGCCUAUCUAUAGUUCUGCAGGUGGCUGCUGGAGUUUUGCUGGUCAUUCAGUCCCUGAUCAAUAUGCAUCAUCCCAAGGACCGAAGUUUGGGCUUCACCAUCAAUCACUUUAUUGAUGUCUUCAUAUACCUGUCUGUGUUUUGCGACAUUAUGAAAAUGAAUUUUGGCUUCGAUCCGGCCGUUCCUCACAGCAGCGAUGAUGCGGAGCCCCUAAAGCCCUAAAUAUGAUUUCAGGGACCUACAAAUUUGGCAUCUACGAUCGGCGUAGCCCCAGAGUUUUAUUUUAUUAUUUCUUGUUGUGACUUGAAAAGUAGUAUUUGUAUUAAAAGUAUUCAAAAUUAA
Molecule: messenger RNA, 872 nt
Organism: Drosophila elegans
Lineage: Eukaryota; Metazoa; Arthropoda; Insecta; Diptera; Drosophilidae
Product: ninjurin-2
Exons: 3
Coding region: 339-752 (137 amino acids)
Biological process (GO): tissue regeneration; cell adhesion
Cellular component (GO): membrane
Source: RefSeq, a predicted model, not a curated record